AUGAAGGAAAUUAUUGUAUCCACGGGUGUCGUGAACACUCCCCAGUUGUUAAUGUUGUCGGGGAUUGGUCCUAGUAAGGACCUGCAGAAGUUGGACAUCGAGGUUGUUCAAGAUCUACCGUUUGAGUACAGGUCGGAUGCUUACUGGGAAUGCUACAUUCGACACAUCAGCACCACCGAGUAUCACCCGUGCUGUACCGCUCCGAUGGGACCUGAUAACGACAAUAGUGCAGUGCUUGAUCUAAACCUCAGGGUUCGAGACAUACAAAUUCCUGAACUACAUUCCUCCUCAUACCACCGUCGGGGCGGGCCCAUAGCUGUAACUUACAGUCCGCCGUCUGGCCUAACCCCACUAGGGCUAAAAGCGGGAUCAGAACUCGGCUAUAACGUCACUGAUUACAACGGAGAAAUACCGGAAGGGUUCAGUGUUGUGCAAAGCACACUACGAAAUGGUAUUCGAAGCAGCACAACGGAUGAAUUUAUUGCUAAAGAAAAAAGACAAAAUUUGGAUAUUGUCACACGCUCUUUUGUAACUAAAAUAAAUAUUCAAGAUAAGAAGGCGAAUGGUGUUUUCUUUAUUCGAAACGGUCGGAAACAGUAUGUUAAAGCAAGGAAGGAGAUUAUCGUUUCCACUGGUGCCGUAAAUACUCCCCAGUUGUUAAUGUUGUCGGGGAUUGGUCCUAGUAAGGACCUGCAGAAGUUGGACAUCGAGGUAGUUCAAGAUCUACCGAGGCUCAAUAAAACUGAAGUCAGCGGACAGGACCCAUAUGACCACCCCUCAAUACACGCAAAUUACUACUCCAAUUGCGAAGACAUCAACGCCGUCCUAGGCGGAAUCAGAAUUUGGGAACAGCUUAUGGAAACAGACACUUUCAGAGAAGUUGGUGUGGAUACAAGUAAAACCAAGUUUGAGUACAGGUUGGAUGCUUACUGGGAAUGCUACAUUCGACACAUCAGCACCACCCAAUAUCAUCCGUGCUGUACCGCUCCGAUGGGACUCGCUUCCGAUAAUAGUGCCGUGCUUGAUCUGAACCUCAGGGUUCGAGGCAUCGCAAACUUGCAAGUGAUCGAUUCUUCAGUGUUCCCUAACAUAACAUCGGGCAAUCUUAACGCCCCGACAGUCACGGUUGCCGAUAAAGCUUCAAAUAUGAUUCGUGGAAUUGGCACUGUUGAGGAGUUCAAGAAUCGAGUGUAG
Molecule: messenger RNA, 1194 nt
Organism: Mya arenaria
Lineage: Eukaryota; Metazoa; Mollusca; Bivalvia; Myida; Myidae
Product: oxygen-dependent choline dehydrogenase-like
Exons: 5
Coding region: 1-1194 (397 amino acids)
Molecular function (GO): oxidoreductase activity, acting on CH-OH group of donors; flavin adenine dinucleotide binding
Source: RefSeq, a predicted model, not a curated record